CAGAAUAAACAAUCGUCUGCACACCGUAAAGAGGUUAAAAUUUAUGACCUUGCGUUUGCUUCACUUAUUUUCACACAAAUUUAUUACAAAUAUAUAUAAAUAGAGAAAGUAAGCAUACCUGGAACUCUUGAAAUAAGUUAGCAGAUUCAGGAAUCAAGGGUAAUUUCAAUGUCAAAUUCGCAUAUGUUUUUACCAUCGGGGUUCAUUCGAACCCCGUUACAAAAUGGACUUGGACGUUAUAUUCCACAACUUCAAAGGAUUACGCUCAAAUUUUGUAAAAAUCAUGGAGGAAGCCGUGGCGUUCGAGACUUUAUUGAAUCUGAUCUGAUGGAGUUUGCGAAGACCAAUCCUGGAACAGUUGUCUAUUUGAAACCUAGAAGGCAUCGCUCCCCUUGUAUGGUGGCAGAAUACCUGAAUGGAGAACGGGAAUACUUGAGUUGCCAUGAAUUCAGUAGAGAUGAAGUUCAUAAAUGGCUGAGUUACAUGUGUACAAGAUCAGGAAUUCCUGUGAUGAGAUUCAGAAAAUAUCAACAUACAGAUUACCCAACAGUACAAGGAGUUUGGAAUCCAUUCACACACCAAGCACCUGAGAUCAAUAUAGCAGAAUUCCCUCAUGAAGUUCUAUCCAGACCUCUUGAUCAUGGGCCUACUGCAACUGAACAGUUGAUCGAAAUUUUCAAGAAAACACAGAUAGAAGACCCAGCAAAUAAACCACCAAACUAGAACUUUAGGCAAUAGCCAAACCAAUACAGUUUAGAUAGAAAUU
This is a messenger RNA of Daphnia magna, 766 nucleotides long. It is a transcript of the gene mRpL43, whose product is annotated as 39S ribosomal protein L43, mitochondrial. The coding region runs from base 169 to 723 and encodes 184 amino acids. Gene Ontology annotation, molecular function: structural constituent of ribosome. The record is from RefSeq and is a predicted model, not a curated record. NCBI's taxonomy places the organism in Eukaryota, Metazoa, Arthropoda, Branchiopoda, Diplostraca, Daphniidae. The transcript has 4 exons. Gene Ontology annotation, biological process: mitochondrial translation. Gene Ontology annotation, cellular component: mitochondrial large ribosomal subunit.